CCCUCAAGUUAACUAACCCCAACCACAAACAAAACACCAACAGUACUUAUCACAAUUAUCUCUGCUUUGAAUUCCUCCUCUCACCAUGCCGUCCUACAAACUCACCUACUUUGAGCUACAGGGUGGUCGAGGAGAGAGUAUUCGCCUCGCGUUUCAUUGCGGCGGCAUCCCGUUCAUCGACGAGCGCCUGACUAGUGAGCAGUUCGGCAAGAUCAAGGAUAGCUGUCCGUUCGGUCAAGUGCCCGUCCUGACGGUCGAUGACAAGACCGUGAUCCCUCAAGAGGGAGCGAUCUUACGUUACGUUGGCCGACUGUCUGGGACUUAUUCGGACGAUAGAGAGAAGGCUGUGAAGCAAGAUAUCAUGUUGAACUUUGGCGAUGACAUCUACUCUAUCGCGGCUACGUUUUUUGCGCAGGACCACCCGGGAAAGGAGGAGUUGAAGAAAAGGAGCGUUGAUGAGCGCAUCCCCAAGACUCUCGGUCAUCUUGACAAGUACCUUUCCAACCAAGGGACGACCUUCAGCGCUGGAAACGAUCUGAGCAUCGCAGAUUUCAAACUCUAUGCGGCACUCAUGCUUAUCAAAUCUGGUAUGCUUCAAGGCUUAUCCCUCGAUAUCGUCGACAAGUACACCCACGUCGCAAAACUCUACCAAGCGAUCGAAAAGCAUGAAAAGGUCGCUAGUUGGUACAAGAGUCGGGCUCAGUAGGCUCUUGGAAUCCACUUACCCAAACAUUGUCCACCAAGCAAAAUCUAUCAUUCUCCCAGACAAUCAAACCAACUAUUCUCCAUCAACAAGCAGAAUUAGCUAUUUGUAUCAACAUUAUAAGAAUGUGUUCGUUGGUUGAUCCUUGUGAAGCUCUACUGGAGCUAACCUACAAUUACCGUGUGUAACAUGAAUACAUGUUUCAUGGCUGUCCUUCUUGGAGCUUGUAUGCUGAUGAGGCAAGGCAAAGGGGGUAAAGGGCCAAUGAGUGAAGGGAAUGUUGUAUUGGAAUCACUUGGUUUGUGUUGAUCAUACACCGACAUCAAUGGAUUUGUUAAACAGGACACUA
This is a messenger RNA of Puccinia graminis f. sp. tritici CRL 75-36-700-3, 1052 nucleotides long. RefSeq lists its product as uncharacterized. Bases 86 to 706 code for a protein of 206 amino acids. The record is from RefSeq and is a predicted model, not a curated record. Gene Ontology annotation, biological process: glutathione metabolic process. The transcript has 3 exons. Gene Ontology annotation, molecular function: glutathione transferase activity. Lineage: Eukaryota; Fungi; Basidiomycota; Pucciniomycetes; Pucciniales; Pucciniaceae.